Messenger RNA from Penicillium manginii, 462 nucleotides. RefSeq lists its product as uncharacterized. The record is from RefSeq and is a predicted model, not a curated record. The transcript has a single exon. Bases 1 to 462 code for a protein of 153 amino acids. Lineage: Eukaryota; Fungi; Ascomycota; Eurotiomycetes; Eurotiales; Aspergillaceae.
AUGUUACUUAUGAAGAAUCUACUCCGCCAGGUUGUUUGCCAAUUCUCGGCAUGUGUGUCGUUUGUCGGAAUCGGCCAUACGUCACUGGGCGAUUCAGAUUGCCGACUUAUGUUCCGGUUUCAGACAGACGAUGAUAAGUUAAACAUCAUAGAAAGUUUUCUGAGAACCCUUCUUUCGGUACUACUAUCCACUGUUCUCUUUGGGAGGUUGAUUUCCGAGGAGCAAUGCGUGGGAGGAUGGCUGUUUGCUGACCAGGCGCAUGGAGAGUCGUUGCGCCUUGAAAACCAGCCUACCACCACACAUUUUGAUGAAAGUGAGGAUGGAGAUGAUCCAAGGCCGCAGUUCAUGAGUUCUGAGCCUAUUUCUCGCAACGCGCCUCCUGAGGGCUUGUCUCAUCUUACAGCGGUCAUGAUAUACGGUCAGAUGUCUUUCAUUACCGGUGAAAUACUGCGCCUUGCAUGA